CGUAAACUUCCAUCCAUUGCAGCGACGUACAUCGCCGAAAACGCCGCAAAAAUGCCUGGUGUCGCUACCGAGUUUCAGAAGAUCAUCGAGAAUGGCCGAGAUCGCAAGAAGAACGAAGCCCUCGCCAGCAAAAUCUUCUCCAAGGACCGCAGAAAAAGCGCUCCCGGGAAACUGAAGCCCUCAGCUGGUCCUUCGCUCGCCUCUCGCGUCGGCGUUAAGAAGACCUCUGCCCGUACCGCUACGACAAAUCGCCGCGCCUCCGUACCAGCCGGCAACGUCAACGGCGACUGGACACACGAUCUACACCAUACCGUCUCCAAGGCCGGCGCCGGCGCCGGUUCGCUCGCCUCACGCAUCACGCCUGCGGGCAGCAAGCCCAAGAAGGCCAACAAGCAGGCACGCCUCGCCGCCGCCCUCGAUGCCAUGGACGUCGACCAGCUGAGCAUUCAGCGAGCCGCACCCGUCGCUCCAUCCCUGACAAUCAAGGGCCUUGCUGGCCCAUUUGUCGUCAUGGGCCAGAACUUUGCGCCAGGCACCACCCCCGCGGACGUCGAGUCGGCCAUGACGCCAAUUGGCGGCGAGAUGGUCAGCUGCCGCCUCGUCAAGUCGCAGCCAUUUGUGCUGAUGGAGAUGAUAUUUGCUUCGCGCGAGGGCGGCGAGCGUGUAAUUGAGACGUUCAACGACAAGACGGCUGAUGGCCGCAUAAUCAAGGUGUAUGCGAAGCAGGGCAAUGCACCGGCCUCGGCACCGACAGGGCCAAAGAAGGUGCCUACGGGACCCAGAGCGCAGCAGACGCAGGAGCCGGGGAAUGGAGGACUCGUCAGCGAUGGCAUGUCGAGAGGGAAGGGUAGAGGACGUGGCGGACGUCGAUGAAGAGCUGCAGAAAGGAACAAAGUGUGUGUUUGUAUAAAUGUAUAGCUGGCGUUGGGGGAUAUUUUUCUUAUUUUUGAUUUUGAAUGGACAUUGAUUACAUUGUAUUUUAAUCUACGUUGUGUAUGUGUAUGUACGUAGGGACCUGAAAACAAGGAGGACUGACUAUGGGACAUCACAUCACAUAACAUCACUAUUGUGCACUGUUUGGUGGUUUGAACAUAGUGGUAGUCUUACUAGCAUGUGCAGCUAUAAACCCAUCAUAUACCCCGUCUUCCCUUUCCCAGCCCACUUCCCAUGCCAGAACAAAGGAAACCAGAAAGCGACAAUUUACCUGCCUACAAAAACUUUCUUACAAUCUUCCUUUUUUGACAACAAUAACCACAGUCCGGCUUCAAUGAAACCAAAACAACAAAGAAAUUCUACUCUUCUGGCCGCUUAGCGACCUAAUGCCAUGUAUUCUGACCCUGAUGCGUAUAGCCUUCCUCCAGUGUCCGCUCUUCUAGGUUGCGGAUAAAGUCACGGUUGCUGCGCGAGCCGCCUUGCUGCUGCGUGCGGCUACCCCGGCGUGCUCGUCCUGGCGUCGUGUCCAUGCCUUGACCAUGCCCAAGCUCUCCCGGUGGCGGGUAGUACGCUGGGCUAGGCUGCAGACGAAUCGGUUGCGACGGGUCCAAGUGGCUAGCAACACGCUGGAUGGCUGCAGGAAUACCGCUUUGCUGCUGCUCCAUUGUUGAUGCACGCUGGCGGUUCGUACGCAUACCACCCUGCUGCUGCUGUUGCGGCUGGUACAUGUUGGGCUGUUGCUGUUGUUGCUGAGGCUGCAUGUUGUACGGCGCGGCGGGCAUUCCUUGCUGCGGAGGCAUCAUCUGGCCGUACUGUCCGCCCUGUGGUGCGUAUGCCGAAGCCAUGUUUCCGUGACCGCCGGCGGCAGGGUACAUGGGGUUGGCGCCGUACAUUUGCGGUUGAACUUGUCCGGCAGACUGGGCGUACUGCGCGGGAGGCAUAUUGGCAUAGGCUGUUUGUGCUGCAGAGCUGGCACUUGCUUGGGCAGCCUGCGCUCGCUGCUUGCUAAGAGCCUCGGCUUGCUGCUGCUGGUGCGUGCCUGGUGCCGGCGAUCUGUUAAGUGACGUCGACUUGAGGUUCAUGGGUGGCACAAACGGCGCCGUGUACUUUUGUUGUGUGAUGAAAGGGUGAAGCUUGGCCUGCUGCGGUGACCAUCUCUCUAGUGGGUUGAUGUUGAGCAACCCGCGGACAAAGUCGAUGAACGCUACUCUGUUGUUCAUUUCUACAGACACUGUUAGUUUCUCGUCCAUUCCCAUCAGCUAUCUUCAGAUAUGCAGACUUACCUCUAUCAAUCUCGCUUUGCUUCAUAUUCUUGCGAGGCAUAGGAUAGGAUUUGAUAAUUUCGGGUAGCGUACUGGCCUGGAAAUACUUCUUGCUGGGCUGCUCCUUGGUGUUGUGCUCGCGCGCGUACUGCUCCAUAGGCUUGAGGCUGUAGGUUCGACGGCCGUAUUCGUCCUGGCGCUUCUCGAAAAAGUCUCCGCCCUGCUUACCGACUUCGACCAUCCAGUUAGGAGGGUUGCCCAUCAUUUCGACGAUGCGUGACACUUGGUUAUACUCUGACGAGCCAGGGAAAAGCGGCAAGCCCAAAAACAGCUCCACGACAAUGCAACCCAACGACCACAUGUCAAUGGCUGACGAGUAUGGCAGACCGAGAAGGACUUCAGGCGAGCGGUAGAAUCGCGACUGGAUAUAUGUGUAGACGGUCUGACGCUCGUCGCAGGCGGAACCAAAGUCGAUAAUCUUGAUAAUCGGGCUCUCGAGGUUCUUGAGCAAAAUGUUUUCGGGCUUCAAAUCGCAGUGAAUAAGGCGAGCCUUGUUGAGUAGGGCUAAGCCAUUGAGCAGCUGCUGCGCAAAAACACGGACCAGCGUCGUGCUGAGACCGCGGAACUGGUUCUGCUUGAUGAGCUCAUACAAGUUUACACUGAGCAACUCAAACACAAGACACAGAUGCUGCUUGUGGAUGAAGGUAUCUUUGAGU
Messenger RNA from [Torrubiella] hemipterigena, 2911 nucleotides. The record is from the annotation of a GenBank genome assembly. NCBI's taxonomy places the organism in Eukaryota, Fungi, Ascomycota, Sordariomycetes, Hypocreales, Clavicipitaceae.